AUGACAUCCACUACUUACUCCAACUUGACUGUUGCGGUAGCACUUUGGGGGAAAAAACCACCGAAACAUCGCAUUACGUGUAUACAGUGCUCAAAAGAUGGCAAAACUAUUAUCACAGGUGCGGAAGAUGGUAAUUUAAUUUUUUGGGAAAAGUGUGAUAAAAAUUUACGGGCAAAAAUGAUGAUGAUUGGACACGAGAACUCCAUUACUGCUUUGUCAGCCACUGAUUCAGCUGAAAAUUUGACUAGAUUUGUAAGUGCUUCGGCAGAUGGGCAGUUAACGCUGUGGGACGGUGUAGAUGGACGAAGUAUCGAUAGUAUUUUUACAACAUACAUUCAUCGACGUAUUAUGCUUCAUCGAAACACCAGUGAUUCUUUCAAUAUAUACAAUUUGUAUUGCAUGGGAGAUUACUCAGAAAUAGUAGUAAUUAACCCUCAGGAUAUGAUCAUACUUUUUACACUGAGUUCACGAGUGGAUCCUGAUUGGAUAGCUGCAUUCACUUUCAUAACUCUCCCGACAAAACAAGAUACUGUUUUGGGGUUAACGACAUGUGGUAUGGUCAAAAUUUGGACGCUGGUUGAUCUAGAUAAGAAGGAAUCACCCAUAUAUGAGACAGAGUCGAAAAAUUUAGAGAUGAGUGAGAUUUGUUCAGUUUCGUGGCAUCCUUCUUCAUUUUCUAGAUUUUUGAUUUUUACUUCUAAUUCAUGGCAGGUUACUGCGUAUUUUUCUGAUGAACAGAUUUGUGAUGGAAAAUUAUUACCUGGAGAACGUACUGCAAUAGCUCGUGGGGAUGAUACAAUAUGUAUUUAUCAGCUUCCUCGUUUAACCCAUGGCGUUUUGAACAGCGGUAUUGAAAGUUGUCAGCCAUCUCUUCUAAUGAUUCUUCAGUGCACCUCGCCAACCAAUUAUAUCCUGUGGCCAGAUAACAUAAGUUUUUGCUUUGGAAGGCAGCUGAACACUCAUAUUAUUUGCCGAGCUGAUAAGGAAGGUAACGUAGCGCUUUGGAAUCUUGAUGAUUCCUUACUGUUGGAAUCACAAAAUGGAGUGCCAAUUAAACAUCCUGAGCUGGAAACAAGCAUAGAUUGUCAGUGGAAAAGUUUGAAAAGUCUGCCACCAUCCAUAUGUGAUCUAGAAGAUGACUGCGAAAUAACAGCUACUCAUUAUGUAAGUAGCCAGGGCCGUCUUGUGAUUGGACGUGCUGAUGGAAUCAUAUUAUUACUUUACAUUUGUGACGUCAUUUCAAAACAGCUGUUAACAAGUGAUGAAGAGCUCAGUUAUCGUCGAUUGUAUGGGCACUCUUCUUCUGUCACAUGUUUCCUUUACCCACAUGAGGAACAUGCCCGAUAUGAUCAGCAAAUAUUAAUCUCUGGAUCCAGUGACUUCACGGUUAUAGCAUGGAAUGUAAAUACUGGAUCGAAAUUAUGUAGAUUUUGUUCCCAAGGAGGUCCUAUACUACGGAUGCUUAUUCCUCCAGAAACAUGUAACCCAAGAAUUCUUCACACAAUUUGUUCAAUCGCAGGAGAUAAUUCAGCCGCGCUAUUUUCAUUAAAGGAAUUAAAGUGCAUACUCUUAGCAAGCAGACAAUCAUUCCCUAUAGUGGAUGUAAAGUGGCGGCCUUUAGAUGAUUUUUUAUUAUUGAAAUGUGAAGAUGAAACUGUUUAUAUAUGGCAGAUGGAAACUGCAAGUUUGGAAAGGAUUGUAAGUGGGCAGAUGUCAGAAGACAUUAUACUCGCAUGUGAUGAACAGAUUGGUAUUUCAGAGAGGGAUGAUGAAAUUGGUGUCUCUCAAGCCGUACAGAUGUUACGUGCUUUGAAAAACAAAAACAUAUCCGCGAUGAAACAAAUUGCAACUGGUGGACGAGAUGGAAAAAUUGCAAACACAACUGAGAAAGUUCUGGAAUUACCACCUCCCAUGAAUGUGAAAACUAUGAAUAAAGCCUCUACUGGACUCGUUUCUCUUGAAAAUGCUCUGUCAUCUGGAGAAAGCAUGGAAAACAAAUCGUUGUCUACAAUAUUGAUGAGUAAACAAGUCUCAGAUUCCAGAGCUGCAUCAGAGUCUAAAAUUGCAUGGCAAACUGGAUCUAGCCUUUACUUGGAUGUCGCGAAACUGUGUAUGAGUUUGUUGCAUGCUUGGACUCUCGAUCGCGAUUUAGAUAAAAUUUGCCUGAGGAAACUACGUCUUCUGAAACCAGCCAUUCCACUGAGUUAUGGUGUUGUAUCACGACAAGGCCAUACGGGAGUUUUCAUGCCUACAGAAAAAUUUAUUGAUGAUAUUUCAUUUGAUACUUUCGCGAGUUCCGUGCGAUGGACUAUUAGUAGUUCACUAACGACAUCUCAUUUGGUGACAGUUAUUGCUCUCACGAAUACGUUAAUGUCUUUACGAAGUGCUUCUUUUGAUAUUGCUAAGCGAAAUAUCCUUCUGAGAAACUCACAGUUACGUUCAUCUGGUUCUGAUUUUCACGAUGGCGAUUCGCAGUUAAGACAAGGCUGGUCGUUAAUUGCUGCACUUCAUUGUUGUCUUCUACCUGAUCUCAUUAAACCAAAAAAUGCUUACUGUUCACCGAGGAUAGAAUUAUGGCAAGACCGAUGUUUGGAAGUAAGAAUGGCAGCGCAGGCGCUGUUAACACGAGAAUUAACACGUUUAAGUGUCAGCGGACGUAAACGAUUGCUAGAAUCGUGGUCUGCGUUUCUUCCAACUCUUCUGGAUCCAACUCUUUCAAUUUUUGGUAAUCGCGCAUUAGUAGCAUCCAUGAAUUCGGCUCUUGAAACUAACAGCGUUCCUCAGCCACCUCCAAUUCCUCAACGUAUUGGAGAAAUCGCUCUUCCUGAUCCAACUAUUAAUGUGGAUAUCAAAUUAUCAAAAGAGGCAGGUGUGCAGCAAAUUCGCCGAAAUCAAGCUACUUCAUUAAUAUUACUUGGCGUCAUUGGUGCCGAAUUUCCGGAUGAAAUGAGCAAAGUUGUUUAUUUAUUAGACAUUUCUCGAGCUACUGCACAAUCUCUUUUGGAAUUACUGAUUGCCCCACCAUCGAUAUUGUUACCGUUACAUUCUCCUCUUCGUCGCGCAGCAGUAGAUCUGAUUGGACGAGGUUUUGGGGUUUGGCAACCUCAUCUAGAUAUCAGCAAACUAUUACUUAUUCUUUUGGAAUUAGCGACAGCUACUGAGAACCAAUCACUAGACAUGACUUCUGCAAUUUUAACUCCAUCACUUGAUGUUUGCCGUACUGCACGUCAUACGUUAAGUUUAAUUGCUACUUCGCGUCCACCUGCUGUGAUUACUGCAUUGAGUAAAGAGGUGGCUCGUUAUAAUAGUGUAGUACAGCACCAAACAAUUCAACACUCUGCGACUAGUCCUUUAUUGAAGUCUCGAGUAGAGGUGUUACGAAUCAUUGAAUUGCUUUCAGAAAAAGAAUAUACAAAUGUUGUUGACUUGAUCAUCCCGGUAUAUUUGUGGUUCUAUAUGGUUUCAUAUUGCCCCAAUACUCGUCGCAUUGCAUUUGGUGGGCGGAAUGGCAUAGUUGUAGUUCAUGAGCUAAGAGCUGCUAAAGUACAGACACUACAAGCUCACAAAGGAGCAGUGACAUCUGUGGCAUUUUCGGAAGAUGGAAAAUUUCUUGCUACUUAUGGAGCAGAAGAAGCCAAAUUAUUAUUUUGGCAAACUUCACAGACAUUUCUGGGAAUGGGACAAAGUCAGUUGAAAUGUGUGAGGUCACUGUCAGCACCCGGGAUCUUUCCGGUUUUCUCUCCAAAUGGCACAUCUCAGCCAUUUAGAGCUCGUUUAGUGUGGAUUUCGCACAAAUCAGUCACGUUGAUGCUUCCAAGCAACAAAGAGUACAGGUUCGCUUUCUGA
Molecule: messenger RNA, 3846 nt
Organism: Thelazia callipaeda (thelaziosis nematode)
Lineage: Eukaryota; Metazoa; Nematoda; Chromadorea; Rhabditida; Thelaziidae
Source: the annotation of a GenBank genome assembly